Ilyonectria robusta is the source of this 1443-nucleotide messenger RNA. RefSeq lists its product as uncharacterized. The coding region runs from base 1 to 1443 and encodes 480 amino acids. Lineage: Eukaryota; Fungi; Ascomycota; Sordariomycetes; Hypocreales; Nectriaceae. The transcript has 3 exons. The record is from RefSeq and is a predicted model, not a curated record.
AUGGCACUUCGCUUGGCAUGGCGAGCUUCGAGGAGCCAGACCUGGGGCAGUAUCGCGACUGGCGGCCGUAGAACAUAUUCCACCAGGAAUGAAUCCGUCUGCUUCUCUGUUGAUUUGGGUGCUGAUAGAAGGGACCUGUCGUCACUUCUUCAAGGGAUCAAGAAGCAAGUGAAAUUGACCAAUCCCAACCGCCAUGACGCAGCUGUCAUUCUUGCGACACCUCAGUAUGCAAAGCUCCUGGAAGAUGAGGCCUUCUUGAAAGAAUUUGUCGACUUCAUGUCGGGCACUGAGAAGGUAGAGCAGUUCCACGUCCUCGGUGCUGUGGUUGACCAUGUUGCUCCUCCGGUGCCCGAGAACAAACCGGUGCAGGGCUUGUCUAUAUUGCGAGGCCGCCAGGAUUCGAUCCUGCCGGAUUUGUGGACUCCGGCGCCUCCUAAGGCUAUUGAAGAUGCUGACAAAGUCGCCGCUCUCACCAUCGACUUUGGCAAUCCUCAUCUGACCAUCCCGUUGGCCAACACCACUUUCCUAAACCGCCGGACUUCUACUCUCCUUGCGAGCCGAUUCGAUCUCAGCCAAGGAUCACCUCGUCUCAGCGAGCGAAUUGAGAAAACCUGGCAACAAAUUACUCUGCCUCUCGAAGAACAGUUGCAGUCCGUCAAAGAUCUAGGUCUCUGGGCACCCUUGGUUCCCCUCACUCACCCACGCGUGGUAACUGAAAGCUUCGGUAACAUCGUUAGGCGUGUGAAUUUGAAUAACGAAUCCACUCCUGCGUCUGACGAACUCGAACCCGCGGUCGAUGAGCUUCACAGCCGAAAGUCCUACCUAGUGAAGCAGUCUACCAUGGGUGUUUGGGCGAUGAUUAUGCCCCCAGUAUAUUCACAAUCCGGAGCCGGCAUCUCUAGCCCAGACGAUCCAGACCCAGCUGCGACCUUUGAUGAGAAUCACUCUGCCACAGAGUUGAUGUCAGCAACUUCCAAUCGCCUUCAGGAGCUCUACGGACAAGGUGCUCGCCUAUAUCAGAUAUUGAGCGGUGGCGGUGGCUGGGGUGCGAAGAAGGGCUUGCUAUCGCUCGACCCUCAGCGAACCCAUUUCUCGUUAUCUGAGGAGGAAGAGAUGCAAAGGUUCAUCCAAGCCAUGGACGGUGGCAACUUUGUCCCUGUCGGCUCCAAAAUUCAGUUCUUUGCCUCAACUGAGACGCCCGCGAAGCCAGCAAGUGGGUCUUUCUCGGGCAUCGUGUUCGGCACGGCUGGUGCCACUCCCACUCCCGUAGACGAGGGACCUAAAGCCGGCCCAGUCGUCCUCGGCAAUAUAUUCGGUGCGCUGUCGAACGAGGGCGUAUUCGUUACCUCAUCAGAUGCUGCUGCUGAGACAACACCGGGAUUUAACAACGACUGGAGACUCAAUGUUCCACACUCUCGAGUUUUUGUUGGGAAGACCGAUUAG